GGUUUGCUGCCAGCGGCGUGAGCUUCGGCCGCCAUUUUACAACAGCUCCACUCGCGCCGGACAUAGGGAGCAGCGAGCACGCGUUUCCCGCAACCCGAUUCCUACGGACAGGAUUCCUCCGCCGCAGCCGAACGGGGAGAUCUCUGGAAACAUGGCUACAGAACAUGUUAAUGGAAAUGGUACUGAAGAGCCCAUGGAUACUACUUCUGCAGUUAUCCAUUCAGAAAAUUUUCAGACAUUGCUUGGUGCUGGUUUACCACAGAAAGUUGCUGAAAAACUAGAUGAAAUUUACGUUGCAGGGCUAGUUGCACAUAGUGAUUUAGAUGAAAGAGCUAUCGAAGCUUUAAAAGAGUUCAAUGAAGAUGGCGCAUUGGCAGUUCUUCAACAGUUUAAAGACAGAGAUCUCUCUCAUGUUCAGAACAAAAGUGCCUUUUUAUGUGGAGUCAUGAAGACUUACAGGCAGAGAGAAAAACAGGGGACCAAAGUAGCAGAUUCUAGUAAAGGACCAGAUGAGGCAAAAAUUAAGGCACUCUUGGAAAGAACAGGCUACACACUUGAUGUGACCACUGGACAGAGGAAGUAUGGGGGACCGCCUCCAGAUUCCGUUUAUUCGAUAUUUGUGGGGAAGAUCCCAAGAGAUCUAUUUGAGGAUGAGCUUGUUCCAUUAUUUGAGAAAGCUGGACCUAUAUGGGAUCUUCGUCUAAUGAUGGAUCCGCUCACUGGUCUCAAUAGAGGUUAUGCGUUUGUCACUUUUUGUACAAAAGAAGCCGCUCAAGAGGCUGUUAAACUGUAUAAUAAUCAUGAAAUUCGUUCUGGAAAACACAUUGGUGUCUGCAUCUCAGUUGCCAACAAUAGGCUUUUUGUGGGCUCUAUUCCUAAAAGUAAAACCAAGGAACAGAUUCUUGAAGAAUUCAGCAAAGUAACAGAGGGUCUUACAGACGUCAUUUUAUACCACCAACCGGAUGACAAGAAAAAAAACAGAGGCUUUUGCUUUCUUGAAUAUGAAGAUCACAAAACAGCUGCCCAGGCAAGGCGUAGGUUAAUGAGUGGUAAAGUCAAGGUCUGGGGAAAUGUUGGAACUGUUGAAUGGGCAGAUCCUAUAGAAGAUCCUGAUCCUGAAGUUAUGGCAAAGGUAAAAGUGCUGUUUGUACGCAACCUUGCCAAUACCGUAACAGAAGAGAUUUUAGAAAAGGCAUUUAGUCAAUUUGGGAAACUGGAACGAGUGAAGAAACUAAAAGAUUAUGCUUUCAUUCAUUUUGAUGAACGAGAUGGUGCUGUCAAGGCUAUGGAAGAAAUGAAUGGAAAAGACUUGGAGGGAGAAAAUAUUGAAAUUGUUUUUGCUAAGCCACCAGAUCAGAAAAGGAAAGAAAGAAAAGCUCAGAGGCAAGCAGCAAAGAAUCAAAUGUAUGAUGAUUACUACUAUUAUGGUCCACCUCAUAUGCCCCCUCCAACAAGAGGUCGAGGGCGUGGAGGUAGAGGUGGUUAUGGAUAUCCUCCAGAUUAUUAUGGAUAUGAAGAUUAUUAUGAUUAUUAUGGCUAUGAUUACCAUAACUAUCGUGGUGGAUAUGAAGAUCCAUACUAUGGUUAUGAAGAUUUUCAAGUUGGAGCUAGAGGAAGGGGUGGUAGAGGAGCAAGGGGUGCUGCUCCAUCCAGAGGUCGUGGGGCUGCUCCUCCCCGAGGUAGAGCCGGUUAUUCACAGAGAGGAGGUCCUGGAUCAGCAAGAGGCGUUCGUGGUGCGAGAGGAGGUGCCCAACAACAAAGAGGCCGCGGGCAGGGAAAAGGGGUCGAGGCCGGUCCUGACCUGUUACAAUGAAGACUGACUUGCUAUGUGGGAUUACACCAGAAGCUUGCAGUGGAGUAAUGGUAAGGAAAUCAAGCAACCUUAAAUAUCUCGGCUGUAUAGGAGCAUAUUCUAUUGCAGAAGACCUUCCUAUGAAGAUCAUGGAAUCAAAUACGGGACAUUGAACUAAUACUUGGACUUUGAUAUGAAUUUCUUUAACAAUUUUCUCUGCAGUGCAAGUUAUUAAAAACUAAAGCUACUCUAUUUUCCAAAUGUGUUCCAACAGAAAUCCUUCAUAACUUCUAGCAUGGUAUCUUAAUAAAGAAUAAAGUUCUUCUCUUUAAAAAAUCUGCUCUAAGUAGAUUUUUCCCCUGUUUUUUUAAGUUAAGGAUCCCAGCAGUGGUAUUCUGAAAUAUUCUCUUGAAUUUGUGCAUUUAAAUUUUAUUGCAGUGGUUUAGAUGAAUGCUA
Messenger RNA from Sciurus carolinensis (gray squirrel), 2248 nucleotides. Its product is annotated as heterogeneous nuclear ribonucleoprotein Q-like. Gene Ontology annotation, biological process: CRD-mediated mRNA stabilization. NCBI's taxonomy places the organism in Eukaryota, Metazoa, Chordata, Mammalia, Rodentia, Sciuridae. The record is from RefSeq and is a predicted model, not a curated record. Gene Ontology annotation, molecular function: mRNA 5'-UTR binding. Gene Ontology annotation, cellular component: ribonucleoprotein complex; CRD-mediated mRNA stability complex; nucleus.